Verticillium dahliae VdLs.17 is the source of this 1503-nucleotide messenger RNA. RefSeq names its product D-lactate dehydrogenase. The transcript is spliced from 3 exons. Gene Ontology annotation, cellular component: mitochondrion. NCBI's taxonomy places the organism in Eukaryota, Fungi, Ascomycota, Sordariomycetes, Glomerellales, Plectosphaerellaceae. The coding region runs from base 81 to 1082 and encodes 333 amino acids. Gene Ontology annotation, biological process: lactate catabolic process. The record is from RefSeq and is a predicted model, not a curated record. Gene Ontology annotation, molecular function: D-lactate dehydrogenase (NAD+) activity; FAD binding; D-lactate dehydrogenase (cytochrome) activity.
GCGGGCUCUUCUUCCCCAUCGAUCCUGGUACGUCUUGUGAACAAAACCAUGAGUUUAUCCAUUCGAAUGGCUGCUGAAAAAUGAGGACAGGCCCGAGCGCCAAGAUCGGCGGCAUGAUUGGGACCAACUGCUCUGGAACGAACGCCGUCAAGUACGGCACCAUGAAGGACUGGGUCAUCAACCUGACGGUCGUCCUAGCCGACGGCACAGUCAUCAAGACGAGGAGACGGCCAAGGAAAUCAUCCGCGGGCUACAACCUCAACGGCCUCUUCGUCGGGUCCGAGGGCACGCUGGGUCUGGUGACUGAAGCGACUCUCAAACUCGCCGUCAUCCCGCAAGACUUCUCGGUUGCCGUCGUCACAUUCCCCACCAUCCGCGACGCCGCUUCAGCCGCCGCCGAGGUGAUGCAGAACGGCAUCCCCGUCGCCGCCAUGGAGAUCAUGGACGAGGUGCAGAUGAAGGUCGUCAACAUGGGCGGCGCCACGGCCCCGCGCGUCUGGAAGGAGCUGCCGACGCUGUUCUUCAAGUUCUCGGGCACCAAGGCGGGCGUCAAGGAGAACAUUGGGCUCGUCCAGAGGAUCACGCGCGCGCAUUCUGGCGGCCACUUUGAGUUUGCAAAGGAUGAGCGCGAGCAGAAGCUCCUGUGGUCCGCGCGUAAGGAGUCGCUCUGGUCGAUGCUUGCGCUGCGCCGGAACGGCGAGGAAGUUUGGAGCACUGACGUGGCCGUUCCCUUUAGCCGCCUCGGCGAGCUCAUCGAGGUGAGCAAGAAGGAGAUGGACGACCUGGGCCUCUUCGCCAGCAUCCUCGGCCACAUUGGCGACGGCAACUUCCACGAGAGCAUCAUCUACAAUGCGCAGAACCCCGACGAGCGCAAAAAGGUCGAAAAGUGCGUCAAGAACAUGGUGCAGCGGGCCCUCGACAUGGAGGGCACAUGUACGGGCGAGCACGGCAUCGGCUGGGGCAAGAAGGAGUCGCUGCUGCUGGAGGCGGGCAAGGACACGCUCGGUGUGAUGAAGGCGAUCAAGUGGGCGCUGGACCCCCUGUGGAUCAUGAAUCCGGGAAAGAUUAUGGAUCUCCCUUGAAGUGUCGAGGGACAGAGGCAAAGCAUGGAGGACGCGCGAGUCCGGUCUACCGCUGCUCGACCAUCUGGCUCUUGCAUGGGUUCAGCAGAGGAGCAAUCGUUGUUGGUGGGUCCUAUUCUGUCUUGUCAGACAUGAUUGAUUCUGUCCUCCGAUCAUGAGGUUCAUCUCGCAUCUUGGCAGCGGAACGCACAGAGGAUGGGAAGUGGUCAGGUAGGGAGGAGCAUUGUAGGGGUAUCAAAAAGCGGUUUGCUGGUUGCUAUUGCCAAGGUGUUGCGGUCUGGCGUUCGGUGCAUGCUAAUUGUUGCACAUGUCAGGGCUGCGUACAUGGUGAUAGAAUGGAAGGGGACGCAAGCAAGGCUGGCAGUCGAUGAGCCACCGACCGCCAUCAGCUCUCGUAUGUCACUUCCUCCUACACCUGGGG